ACCUUUUUUUCUUUCUUUUAUUAUUUAUAUUCUUGGUUUUUAGAAACUCAAUGUCAAUUCAGUCAUCAGUCAACAGUUAUAUUGAUGAACGCCUAAACGACCUAUCUAAUAUCAAUACAGCAGCCUUGGAAGCUCUUCUGAAGGAAGAGACAAGAGAAUAUCAAGAAUUACAACAUAAGUAUGAGGAAUCAAAAGAACAUGCAAAAAAUAUGCUAGACCAUUCUUUACAAAAGACUCUAUCCGAUAAGUCUUCGCUUGACCAUCUGUAUGUAGCUCUCACCACGACAAAACAUCAACUAUCUCAAAUAUGCAAAGAUCACGAAUUUGACCCAUCCAAUCAUGGCAACAAUAAUAACAAUAGCAACGUUAAUUAUAUACGUACUUUGGCAGAUAUGGAACAACGUUUACGAAUUCUCGAUAGUGCUAUAUCUUAUAUCAAGACUCUUUUCGUCGCAACUCACCUUUGGACUCAAUCUAUUAAUGUUGUGGAAACAGAUCAUUAUGUUGCAGUACAAAGAUAUAUACAGUUAUUGAAAUUUGUUCGACUGAUAUGCAAGCAAGACGUUGUACACCAAGGCUCUUUCAAAGACUUGGGGUCGUACCUUGAAAAAUGCCAAAAAGAUCUAUGGGAAACGUUGAACACUGCCAUCACAAAGGAUUUUGAAGCUUCAUUACAAGCAUUGGAUUGGCCUAAUGCUAUUCGACCACCCUAUGGACCUCUAGUUUUAUCAAAAUUGGAACGAUUUGAAAAAAAUUUUCGAAAUCUUUUAUUAUUGGAGGAACCGUCGGAAUGGAAUAAGGGACCAAACGAACCAAAACUAUCAUCUAUCAUUACACCUAUCCAACUUUUACUUGCACCUAUUUCUUUACGAUUUAGAUUUCAUUUUGAAGGAUCAAGACCUACAAAUCGAUUGGAUAAACCCGAAUGGUAUUUGAAACAUGUCAAAAAUCAGAUAUCGACCCAUCUUCCUUUUAUCAUGACAACAAUACAACCUAUUGUUGACGAAGUAUUUAUUGAUCACCAACAACGUGUAUCAGCAAAGGAUUAUUUUAUCGAAGGAUUAUUAAAGGAUGUAAAUCGCAAAGUACACCAUAGUAUACCCAAACUUACGUCUCAUCCUAAUUGGCUCAGUCAUACCAUCCAUGAACUAUUACAAUUUGAUCAAUCUUUACGGGAUGAUUUUGGAUUUAACCCAUCAUUGAAAAUGCAGGAAAUCAACAACAAUCAUUUAUUGAAUCACGGACUUGUCUCAGAUGCUAUAUUGGAAAACAAAGAAAGUUAUGAUGCAUGGUUUACAUCCGAAAAGCAGUUUGCUCAAACACGGUAUGAUGACAUUACCGCCAGCACACAAGCAUUUGAUUUAUAUGAAGGCGAUGUGGAUAUGACAAAAGACGAAGGAUACUCGGUGAAAGCAACUCAAUCAUCUGUGAAAUUGAUUCAUCUAUGGGAAGGUGUGAUAGAUACCUAUAAACUGGUGCCAUCCACUAGACAACAAUUCCAAUUCUUUGUAUAUAUCCAAUUGUCACUCCUAGGUCAAUAUGAAUACCGGAUAUCUUCUGCUGUUGAUUCCUUUGAUGCGAUGAACUUGAUUCGGUCCGUUCAAGUUCCUGGUGCACUUCCAGAUUCAGUGACCGGUGUGAUGACAGCCACUGAAUCGAAUGGAUUGGUUUCUGUCUUGAAAAAAUUGUAUCGAUGGUGGACAAGUGCUCAAAAAUUGAUGGAAGCUAUUCGGGAUUGGGAAGAAGAUGAAUUCUUUUUGGAUUUGACCUACAAACUUGAACAACAGCUUGAUAUUGUGGCAGACAUUAGAAACGAUUUGAUUGCUCAGGAUAAGGUGUGUUACGUAGCGGAACCAUCAUCCUUUCAAACCAAGGGACUGUUUGGUGAUAUUUUGAUGGCCUAUCGACAGUUGACAGAUCGAAUCGAAAAGAUCUGUGUUCGCAUCAUCGUCAAGGAAUGGACAGUGGAUACCAAACUUUACAGUAAAAGGGACAUAUGGUGGCAAACAAUUAACGAAACAAGUGUGGAAGUGUCUGAUAGUCUUUACCAGCCAUUACAAGGAUUUUGGGUAUCAUGUCAUUAUCUACAAAAAGCGUAUCCAGCCUCCGACUUUUUAUCCAUGUACAAACACAUUUCUCUUGGUAUUGAAGAUUGGUAUUGGAGAAAUAUCAUCACAAAAAAUCAAUUCUCUCCUUAUGGUGUACAACAGCUGGAAACUGAUUUACGAUUAGGACUUUGGAAAAUAGGAAAACGAUUGGUCAGCAAGCCUGAAAAUUAUACAAGAAGACUCAAGGAAGCACUUCAAGUAUUCACAUUACCUAUCUCCUCAUCAUCUACUACGGAUUAUUUACUUGGCAAGGAAUUAAUGACAUCUUUGACAGAUACAGACAAACAUACUCAAGUACAAGCAACUCUGGAAUAUCUUGGUAUUGAUACUCUCACUAACAGUGAAAUCCGGGAUGUCUUACGCCGUAGAAAUGAUAUGCUGAAUAGUUGGAACUGAUCUCCGUUUAGAAUAGAAUGUUUGCUUUAGUUUAGCUGUGACUCUGAGACCAAUAAAAACUCAAUUUUUUUUUUUUA
Messenger RNA from Halteromyces radiatus, 2581 nucleotides. Its product is annotated as TIP-1 family-domain-containing protein. The record is from RefSeq and is a predicted model, not a curated record. The transcript has 11 exons. Bases 210 to 2504 code for a protein of 764 amino acids. Gene Ontology annotation, biological process: endoplasmic reticulum to Golgi vesicle-mediated transport; regulation of ER to Golgi vesicle-mediated transport; retrograde vesicle-mediated transport, Golgi to endoplasmic reticulum. Gene Ontology annotation, cellular component: Dsl1/NZR complex. Lineage: Eukaryota; Fungi; Mucoromycota; Mucoromycetes; Mucorales; Cunninghamellaceae.